AACAUCGUUGAUGAUGGUGCUGUCAUCAGUAGACGAAAGUGAGAAACACACUUCAGGCUACAAAUACACUGUGCGCACGUUGAUUUCGGUCAUUUUGCCUGGAGAUCCACGGUUCGAUUUGUACGGGAGAAACCCGCGAUUUUUAACAUCGGUAUUGUGAAAGCGUGUAGAUAUCACCUCGUCGUACAGUAGUUCAUAAUAUUAUUUAAGAUUGAAAUUAUCUUCUACGGUGGAAAAAACACGAAUAAUUGUCGAUUUGUAAAAAAACGAUGGCAGACUAUGUGAUCGGUGACACAAAACCGGCAGAUGUACCCCUACCGGACGAUGGACUUUCAGCAUCACAAUUAUUCACUACCGGCGACGGUCUUACCUACAAUGAUUUUAUUAUUUUACCCGGUUACAUUGAUUUUACCGCUGAGGAAGUUGAUUUACUAUCGCCAUUGACAAAGAAGAUUACUAUUAAAGCACCGCUGGUAUCAUCUCCUAUGGAUACAGUUACAGAAUCCGACAUGGCUAUUGCUAUGGCUCUAUGUGGAGGAAUCGGCAUAAUACAUCAUAAUUGCACGCCAGAGUAUCAAGCCAACGAAGUACACAAGGUCAAGAAAUAUAAACAUGGCUUCAUUAGGGAUCCAGUAGUUCUAUCACCUAAUCACACAGUCAAAGAUGUCCUAAAUGUAAAAGCUGAACAUGGCUUUUCUGGUAUUCCUAUUACAAACACAGGAAAAGUUGGAGGUAAACUAUUAGGGAUUGUAACAUCUAGAGACAUUGAUUUUUUGGAAAGUACAACAAAUCAACAGUACAUAAAAUUAGAAACAAUAAUGACAAAAUUAGAGAAUUUGAUCACUGCAACUGCUGGUGUAACAUUGCAAGAGGCAAAUAUAAUUCUUGAAAAAUCAAAAAAAGGAAAACUUCCAAUAAUCAAUGAAAAAGGAGAAUUAGUAUCUUUAAUGGCAAGAACUGACUUGAAAAAAAAUCGUAGUUAUCCAAAUGCCAGUAAAGAUGAAAAUAAACAAUUAUUGGUUGGUGCUGCUAUUGGUACACGCAAUGCUGAUAAACAAAGAUUGCAACAUCUUGCUAUAGCUGGUGUGGAUGUUAUUGUUUUAGAUUCUUCUCAAGGCAAUUCUAAAUAUCAGAUUGAUAUGAUUAAAUACAUAAAAUCAGAAUAUCCAGAAUUACAAGUAAUUGCAGGAAAUGUUGUAACAACUAUGCAAGCUAAAAAUCUUAUAGAAGCUGGAGCUGAUGCUUUGAGAGUUGGGAUGGGUUGUGGAUCAAUCUGUAUUACCCAAGAAGUUAUGGCUGUGGGAAGACCUCAAGCAACUGCUGUAUAUAAAGUUGCAGAAUAUGCAAGAAAAUUUGGUGUGCCUGUUAUAGCUGAUGGUGGUAUUCAAUCUAUUGGACACAUAAUUAAAGGCUUGAGUCUAGGUGCUAGCACAGUAAUGAUGGGAUCUUUAUUGGCUGGUACUUCAGAGGCACCGGGUGAAUAUUUUUUUAGUGAUGGUGUACGUCUAAAGAAAUAUAGAGGCAUGGGCUCUUUAGAAGCUAUGAAUAGAAAAGAUGCUCAUGGUUCAGCAAUGGAUAGAUACUUUCAUAAUGAGAUGGAUAAGUUGAAAGUAGCUCAAGGUGUUAGUGGUUCAAUAGUUGACAAAGGAUCUGUUUUAAAGUUUUUACCCUAUCUGUUGUGUGGUAUUAAGCAUGGAUGUCAAGAUAUUGGAGCAAAAUCUAUUUCUACGUUAAGAUCUAUGAUGUAUAGUGGAGAAUUGAAAUUUGAAAGAAGAACACAUUCUGCUCAACAAGAGGGAAAUGUUCAUAGUCUUUUCUCAUAUGAAAAAAGACUUUUUUAAAUAGGAAAAUAUUAAAAUGAGCACCUUACAAAAAGAAAAGUACCUGCAUUUAAUUGCAUAUAACUUGUCAAUUCUAACAAAUUUAUGUGAACUCACAUAUGUGCUUGCUAGCUGAACAUAUAAUCAUGGAAAAAUAUGAAACAAAUUGUUUUUUUAACAAUAGACAGGUGAAAUUUGUUUCACAAUUAUUUUAAAUAAUUUAAAAAAUCGAUCUUUUAUAAUAUACUUAGAAGAUAUAAAUAUGUAUUUUACAUAUGUAUAAAAAAUUGAUUCAUACAGGAGAAAAAAAGUUUUAUUAGUUUUUAAGAUAUCCUAUAAAUGUAGUAAUUUGCAUUCAAUUUAUUACUUAUAUGUAUAUACAUAUAUGCCAUUCUUCAAGUACAUUAAUUAGUUUAAUUAAUAUAGAUAUGACAGAAUUAUUAAACAAGACAAUUGUACGUUAUUAUAAUAUCCUUUUCUUGUUGCAUUCUAUGUACCUGAUUUACAUAACUAAAAUGUACAUUUCUUAAAAUUCCCAUUAGAUUUCAAUAAAGAAAUUGAAAAAAUAUUUUAAAAAUAUAUAAUAUUCUUAAAAACCUACAAUGCAGUAAGAAAAAGAUAAUCUAAUGACAAAAACAUUCAGAAUCUAAAUGCCAAACUAUGGGAACAUUAUUGGAAAGAAAUUUAAUCAGCUUAAUUGUUUAUUAGCUGAUUGUUCAUUCCUAUAUAACGUGAUAGAAAAAAAUAUAAUUCGUCAGGUUCCAGGGUUAUAUUUUAUCAAGUAUUUUAAUAUAAUUUAUCAAAAUAUAUUUUUAUGAUCUUGAUUUAAUAUAAAUUAUUUUUUGAGAUGAAAGAUUUAGGUCCAGGUAUUUAAGCUAAGUUAAUUAAUUUUGUAAUCUUAAAUAUAUCAAUUAACAAAAAUACGAUACAUCAUUUUAUUAUCGUUAGUCAAAAAUUUUAUACAGGUAUUAAUAGAACAAAAUUGUAUAUUUGAAAUAAAGUCCUAAUUAACGUUAAA
This is a messenger RNA of Frieseomelitta varia, 2838 nucleotides long. RefSeq names its product inosine-5'-monophosphate dehydrogenase 1b (gene ras). The record is from RefSeq and is a predicted model, not a curated record. Gene Ontology annotation, molecular function: IMP dehydrogenase activity. NCBI's taxonomy places the organism in Eukaryota, Metazoa, Arthropoda, Insecta, Hymenoptera, Apidae. Gene Ontology annotation, cellular component: cytoplasm. Gene Ontology annotation, biological process: GTP biosynthetic process. The coding region runs from base 270 to 1841 and encodes 523 amino acids. The transcript has 2 exons.